Messenger RNA from Fonsecaea multimorphosa CBS 102226, 762 nucleotides. RefSeq lists its product as uncharacterized. NCBI's taxonomy places the organism in Eukaryota, Fungi, Ascomycota, Eurotiomycetes, Chaetothyriales, Herpotrichiellaceae. The coding region runs from base 1 to 762 and encodes 253 amino acids. The record is from RefSeq and is a predicted model, not a curated record. The transcript has 2 exons.
AUGGCAGCCGACACUAGACGCCAGAAUAAUGCAGGAACAAGAGUGCCGGUGGCUCUGCCCAAGGGCGAGCCUACUCAGCCUGCAGCAUCUUCGGUAUCUCAGGAUGUUAGUUUGCAAUCAGCCAUUGGAAGCCGCGUCCGCCUGACCACCACUGCGCCAAAUCAAACAACAGUGGAGGGUACUGUCUACACGGCUGAUCCCCUGACCAACCUUCUCGUCAUCAAUACCUCUGCCAGCUCUACCAUCUCCAUUACCUCCACUUCCCUCGUCGCCCCGGCGGGUGCCUACCGAAUCAUCCCCAUUUCGCAAAUCAGUUCCUUCCAGCUCCUCUCGCUCCCUCAAUCAUCCCCGGUACCUGCGAACACCUCGGCCCUCAACACAAUCGACACGAAUGCUGUGCAAGCCCGACUUGCGAAGAACAUAGCUAGCCAGCAAGCGGCACAAGCCCGCGUCGGGCCCAAAGGCACUAGCCCAGUUGACCAAGCGCUGUUCGAUGCGCUCUCCCGGACUCACCCAGCGCGCUGGUCUGGCAACAUCAUGGUCAUCUCAGAUACUUUCUUGAUUGACAAACCGUAUGGCGCGGCAAAUGUUCGGCACGCCGAGGGCCGAGAUGGUGAUCUGGAGCGGAUGAAGAAGGUGGUAGAUAUGGAGCGGUCGAAGAUCACACUGAGAUUUGCGAAGGGAUCGCUCGACGGGAAGCUAGGAUCUGAUGUCUCGCCUGUCAAAGCGGCUUCACCCGCAGGCAUGAAGAAGGGCGGCUAA